GAUACGAACAGCUGAGCUAUUCUAAUUGACGUGUUGUAAUAACAAUUUUUUUUUGUUUCUAAGAAGAUCCAGAAAAUUUAUUAAAACGCUUUGAGAACUGCAAUUAGGAUUUGUUAGGUCAUUUUUUGAGAUAUCUAAUGUUAAAAUUUUGAAGAUUCUUGUAUACGAUUCAUUGCUUUAUUUACAAUGGAUGAUAUAUCGCAAGGUGACAUUUGUCGAGUAUGUCGUUGUGAAGCACAAUCGGAUCGUCCGCUUUUCUAUCCUUGCGUGUGUACGGGUAGCAUUAAAUACAUACAUCAAGAUUGUUUAAUGCAAUGGAUGCGCUAUUCGCACAAAGAAUACUGUGAACUAUGCGGUCAUCGGUUCAGCUUCCAGCCUAUUUAUUCGCCCGAUAUGCCACGAGUGUUACCGUUACGCGACGUGAUUGGUGGUUUGUUAACAGCUAUAGCAAAAGCGGCGAAGUCCUGGGCUCAUUAUUCGUUAGUGGGUACGGCUUGGUUUGUAGUGGUGCCAUUGUCAGCCUAUCGCACUUAUCGUUAUCUUUUUCGGGCGUCUUCUUUCGAUAUGAUUCUUUCACUACCAUUUGAUGUUUUUUCAACGGAAAACUUUGCUCCGGAUGUGUUUAGAGGGUGUUUUGUCGUAACCUGUACUUUAUUAUCAUUUAUCGGUUUAGUUUGGUUGCGAGAGCAGAUUUUAAUGGGUGGAGGGCCGGACUGGCUGGAAAGAGACGAUGGUCCGGCAGCAGGGCCCAACAAUGAAGUCGAAGAUGAUGUUGUGGGCAUACCACCCAUAGCCAGAGACAUUGCAGUGGCACAUGUAGAGGAAGGAGCUGGAGGUGAUGGCGUUCGCAAUCAAGUAUUGGAAGAAGCAGCUGAAGCAGACGACGUUUAUUAUCCGGCCAGAGAUAAUAUAGGUGAUGUUCCACCCCUACAUCCACAAAACGAUAAUAACAACAACGAUGGUGCUCUCCUAGUAGAGCCAAUUAAUAACGCUGCUCCGCCUGUAGCAGCUGAUCCAAAUGAAAAUGAGGGCGAUGUUCCCUUAGACUUCGGGGUACAAUUGCCCCCCGCUUUAGCUGGCAUUAAUAACAACAAUAAUAAUAAUGUUGUCAAUGCAGCGGAAAAUGACAAUGACAACGAUGAACCCAACUGGAAUCCCAUGGAAUGGGACCGUGCUGCUGAAGAUCUUACGUGGGAACGUUUAUUAGGCUUAGAUGGCUCUUUAGUAUUUCUGGAGCAUGUCUUUUGGAUUAUUUCAUUGAAUAUAAUGCUGAUAUUUGCUUUUGCGUUUUGUCCUUACUGCAUCGGACACUUCAUUUUAAGUUCGUUAGAUCUUCUGCAUCCAGACAAGCCCUUAUUACAUUUUCAUGGUCUUAUUACUACACUGUUCGGUUAUUGUUUCAUCGGCCACAUACUGGUGGUGUUACACUUCUUAGCUAAGGCAUUUCACAUGAGAAGAGUCCGCAACUUGAUUGGUUUAUGUUAUAUUGUAGUAAAAGUGUCGUUGUUGUCGGUCGUGGAAAUUGGUGUAUUGCCUUUAAUAUGUGGUUGGUGGUUGGACAUUUGUUCUCUGCCAUUGUUCGAUGCAACACUUAAAGACCGUAAGGUAAGCUUUUCGGCAGCUCCUGCCACAUCCUUAUUUGUACACUGGAUGUUCGGAAUGGUUUAUGUGUAUUAUUUUGCUGCUUUCAUCUCAUUGCUAAGAGAAGUUUUACGUCCAGGCGUUCUGUGGUUUUUACGUAAUCUCAACGAUCCGGAUUUCAGUCCCAUACAGGAAAUGAUUCACUUACCGAUAUUGAAACAUGUACGACGUUUAAUUUCGUCUGCAAUGAUUUUUGGGUCGGUCGUUUUACUAAUGCUUUGGGUGCCUAUACGUAUUUUGAAAACCUUAUGGCCUUCAUUUUUACCCUAUACUUUAUCUGGCGACUCUGAGGUUAAUGAACUGAGUUUGCAAUUGCUAUUGCUGCAGGUUAUCUUACCUGGCUUUUUUGAACAGUCGCAUACACGUGUUUGGUUAAAGAAAUUAUUAAGAGUUUGGUGCAUAUGUGUGUCUUGGGUUUUGGGUAUACGAAGCUAUUUAUUGGGUGUUGAUCCAGAAACUCCAUCGGAUCGUAAUAACAUUGAACCCGAAAAUGUAGCGAACGUUGGAGACAUUGCAGCAGAAAAUGUUGGAAUUGAGAAUGAAGCUAAUGGAGCUGCAGAACGCCCAGCCCGAGUUGCCGUUAUACGUCCAUUACCCGCAUUACAUCCGCAGGCGGAACGUAAUUUGGCGGCUGCUCAUCAGGCUAUGAUACAGAGGGAUGUACCGGUAGCUUUCCAACCCUACUUUAAACCAACCUUUUUCGUUCUGCGUUUAUGUGGCUUAAUGUUUUUCAUGUGUAUAUCAUUAGUGGUGGCUUCAUUAAUUACGCUUACCGUACCCAUUUGGAUAGGUCGUCAGGUAAUGUCUUUAUGGGCGGUCGGCAGCAUUAGCACGCAAGUUGUAGUACAGACAACUGAGAUUACCGCUAGACCACAUGAAUUGUACACUUCAGCUUUGGGUACGUAUCUGUGCUGGCUUAUAACACGUGGAAUAGCUAUAGCAGCAACCUUACUGCCUCAGGGUCGCGCGGCUGUUAUAGACAAAUUUAAACAUUGGUUACGCGUUGGAGCCUCAUACGCUUUACCCGUCUUGAUUAUAGUUCUAAUGUUGGGUGUUAUACCAUUGCUUUUCGGCUUACUUUUAGAAUUGGUAGUGGUAAUACCGCUAAGAGUAGGUAUGCGCCAGACUCCGAUUUAUUUUAUCUGGCAGGAUUGGGCUCUUGGCGUUUUAUAUACAAAGAUUGCUGUCGCUUUGACAUUCAUGGGACCCGACUGGCAUUUAAAACGUGCUUUAGAACGAGCUUACCGCGACGGUCUGCGUGAUAUUGACUUGAAAUUUCUAAUUGAAGAAUUGGCAAUGCCGGUGAUCACCUGUUUCGGUUUAGCUUUAGCUAUACCAUACAUAUUGGCUCAUUCAAUUUUACCUCUCUUCUGCAAAGAUCCUUGGAAUCAGCUAAUUGUUCAACACUUUAUAUAUCCUGUAUUUUUCUCAACAAUUGGGGUUGUAGCCAUUGUUGAUUUCCAAGUUCGACAGUUUAAAAAGCUCUAUGUCGCUAUCAAAGUGGACAAAUAUUUGGUCGGUCAACGUUUAGUUAAUUAUGAGCAUCGAAAAAAAAAUCAAGGAACAGAUACUAGUGACUUGCAGGAAACCCAAGAAGAACAGGAGCAAGUACCUAUAGCAAACAUCGUAGAGCAAGCAGAAUUAGAACGACGACGACGGCAAGAAGUUGAAAGGCAACAACUCGUACAAGAUCUAGUUGAGGAUGAUUUAUUAUAAAUCAUAUAAUUAAUUUUAUAUUUGGGUGAGGAUAGGUCAUAUCGGCAGGGAGAGUACAGAGCCAGAGUUACGAUAUAAAAUUUUAAAAUACUUCGAUACUUCUUUUUUCUAUUAACAAAUCAACGAUUCUUACCACAAAUAACUGAAAAUUAAAUGAAACGCUUACACGAAGAGAAAAUAAAAAACAAAAAAGACAAAAAUAGUAACAAAUAUAAAUUCACAUACGUCUGCGCUCUACUAUUAACUCCCAAAUAUUAGGAGUUCUUAUGUGUAGUCAUAUAUUUGAAGAGGGCAACUUCGACACUUAAAAAACACCUUUAUUUUCUGUUUUGUUUACAUUUUUUUAAAUUGUUGAGUAAUAUAUUCAUCUUUUAAAAUGAUUUUUUAAAAUAAAAAUAUUUGUAAGUUAUGCGACUCCUCUAUUUACGUUAUGGUAUAGAUAUUUAUAUUCUUAUGGUGUUGCACUGACAUCACGUAUGAAUAUGUAUGUUCGGUAUAGUGUAACAAAAAUAAAAAAAAAAGAUAUCGACUUAUUUUUUAUUUAAAUAUGUAUAUUUUAAAUAUACAUAUAUAUA
This is a messenger RNA of Glossina fuscipes, 3932 nucleotides long. Its product is annotated as E3 ubiquitin-protein ligase MARCHF6. Gene Ontology annotation, molecular function: zinc ion binding. The record is from RefSeq and is a predicted model, not a curated record. Gene Ontology annotation, cellular component: endoplasmic reticulum membrane. The transcript is spliced from 4 exons. Bases 187 to 3357 code for a protein of 1056 amino acids. Lineage: Eukaryota; Metazoa; Arthropoda; Insecta; Diptera; Glossinidae.